Betta splendens (Siamese fighting fish) is the source of this 3148-nucleotide messenger RNA. RefSeq names its product cyclin-dependent kinase 5 (gene cdk5). Gene Ontology annotation, biological process: neuron apoptotic process; synaptic vesicle transport; axonogenesis. The coding region runs from base 184 to 1062 and encodes 292 amino acids. Gene Ontology annotation, molecular function: ATP binding; cyclin-dependent protein serine/threonine kinase activity. The transcript is spliced from 12 exons. The record is from RefSeq and is a predicted model, not a curated record. Gene Ontology annotation, cellular component: nucleus; cytoplasm. NCBI's taxonomy places the organism in Eukaryota, Metazoa, Chordata, Actinopteri, Anabantiformes, Osphronemidae.
GCGUUUAGUGUUGCAGUUCAUCUCUCGGCCACUAGAUGACCGAGACGAGCUGGACCGCACUGUAUCCACCAGCAGAUAGCUUUGAGCUAACGCUAGCUAUCAACUGUCUUUUUAACCCCAGUUUGGGGCUUCUGUCGGGCGUCGGUUUGAGAGCUGGCUCAGGCCUAGCUUCACUGACCAAACAUGCAGAAAUAUGAAAAGCUGGAAAAAAUCGGAGAGGGUACGUAUGGGACCGUUUUUAAGGCUAAAAAUAGAGAAACGCACGAAAUCGUGGCAUUAAAAAGGGUCAGGUUGGAUGAUGACGACGAGGGGGUGCCUAGCUCGGCUCUUAGAGAAAUCUGUCUAUUGAAGGAGCUCAAGCAUAAAAACAUUGUCAGACUACACGACGUUUUGCACAGCGAUAAGAAGUUAACCUUGGUUUUUGAAUACUGCGAUCAGGAUUUGAAGAAGUAUUUUGACAGCUGUAAUGGGGAUCUAGAUCCUGAGACUGUGAAGUCAUUCAUGUACCAGCUGUUAAAAGGCCUGGCUUUCUGUCAUAGUAGAAAUGUACUCCAUAGAGAUCUGAAGCCACAAAAUCUCCUCAUCAACAGGAACGGGGAGUUAAAGCUGGCUGACUUUGGACUGGCUCGAGCCUUUGGCAUUCCUGUGAGGUGUUACUCAGCUGAGGUGGUAACAUUGUGGUACCGACCUCCAGAUGUGUUGUUUGGUGCUAAACUCUAUUCUACCUCAAUUGACAUGUGGUCUGCUGGUUGUAUAUUUGCAGAGUUGGCAAAUGCGGGAAGGCCAUUAUUUCCUGGCAACGACGUGGACGACCAGUUAAAAAGAAUCUUCAGAUUGUUGGGUACACCAACUGAAGAACAGUGGCAGACAAUGACAAAACUUCCUGAUUAUAAGCCAUAUCCCAUGUAUCCAGCCACCACCUCUCUGGUGAAUGUGGUGCCCAAAUUAAGUAGCACAGGUCGGGAUCUUCUCCAGAACCUGUUGAAAUGUAAUCCUGUCCAGAGGAUCUCUGCAGAGGAGGCCUUGCAGCAUCCUUACUUUGCUGAUUUCUGCCCACCCUAAAUGCUAAAUUGCCUCUAACUGAACCUCAGUCGCCAGAAUCAAUCAUCCUUCACUCCGUUGGGUCGUUAUGACGAGUCCCGAGGCAAAUCCCUCACUGGCUGUCAAACACUCCCCUGCACUUCAUUUUGUGGUGCCUCUCUCUGGAACAAAGUCCUAGUGGCUCUGCAAGGUUUUAGGUGUUUUAAGCUGUAAGCCACUUUAAUUUGGUCCAAAUACACAUCUCCAGUUAAUUAGCACAGAUGUGGGACUGUGCACUGUGCAUUGCUUUGAAUUCAUUAUGUACCUGUGGAAAUGCUUCCUAACAAAAGCCUCUGAUCCAAAACAAACAAAUUAAUGUGCAGCUGUUUGUUUGAAAGUCAAGCAUGAAUCAAAAAAGCCCCUUUGAAUCUGCAGUGGUCUGAAUCUUAAAUUCAUCUGUUACUCAGCAGCCUAACAUUAUAUUUACUGUUUCCAAAAGCAGUUCUACUGGUUAACUUCUAUUAAUAUUUCAUGAAAGGUCCUAAUAAUAACUUUUAUUUAAAGUCAUAUUUAAUGUGUUGUUAGAUGUUUUAAGAUCACAAAUGAUUUAUUUGAUAGUCAUAAAAGAUGAAUUUCAUACCCACAGUUUUUCGGCUCGCCUUUUGGAUGUUCUACUUUACACAGUUAAGAUGAUCUCAGAGCAGACUGUCAAUUCACUUUAAUGCCGGGAAAAACAAAUUUUAUAGAAAAAUCUGUUUGUUAUACGCUUUAUUCAUUUAGAAUAUUUUGGCUCUCUGUGUUACAGUCACUGUUCCAUGAAGACCUUUUGCAGAAUUUGUGUAAUGACCAAAUAACUUAAGAAAUGAAUAAUGUUUACUGGUUGGACUUUAGACUUCAAAAUUCACACAAUGGUACAUUUCUUUGUCCCACUAUGGAGAGAUUGUAUAUUAACAUGGGAGCUAAGUUAUGGUUUUUCUAAGAACUUCCCUUCUAAUUUUUGUGCACUUUUGAUUUUAAAAUAAUUUAGAUAUCAAUAUUAAUAAAGUUGAACACUGACAGCUAAGAUUAUAGCCAGUUAACAGUAAAUGGGCCAAUACAUGUGUAAAUAUAUCUUUUUAUUAACUAGUGGACCAUUAGUGACAUUUUGUUUUUUUUAAUGGCUAUUGUACUAAUGUCUUUUAGCUUCUCUGAAUUGCUUUUGUAUUGGCUGACUUAGAGUUGCAGGAGUCCAGAUAAUCUGCUGAUGAUCCAUGUUUGCAUAUGAUUGUUUUGCACCAUCAGCUGUUUCCAUAUAGGUAACUUGUAAUACUAACACAGUUGACAGUGCAGUGUUACUUUACCCCAGACUGCCACGUGUCCCAUAAAGGCCUACACAGAGUGGUUUGCAGUGGCCGUCUUAAUAGGGAAGGAAUGGAUGCAUGUAUUUAUUUGGUUAAAUGUAGCAGCAGCUUCAUUUUGGGCAGGAACUCUCCUUUAGAAUAAUUUAAAUGUAGACUUUUUUAGGGUUUAAAAUGUGUGUGUGCGUGUGGUUCUACGUUAGAAUGAAUACAGUGCUUUCAGUAUUCCAUUAUGCCAUGAUGACGACAUAUUUCAUAGUAACUGUAGUUACUUUGCAGGUUAAAUCUUAAGUUUUAAUGAAGAAUGGAUUUUUUGCACUUUGCUAGUACCUUUUGCUUUUCGUCAGCCAUUACGACUAGGUGUUCAGUCAGCACCUUUGCAUCUCUUCAGUACAUUGAGGUCAGAUCUUUACAGCAGUUGUUAAAUUGUGAGCAGUAAUUCAAAUUGUCACUAUGUGUUCUACCUGACACCUGCUGACUUAAGCAUUUUAUUCAGUUAUGAAUUGUAGAUGUUUAAAUUUCCAUCUUUCCUCGUGAUUAAUGGACGUUUCACUAGUUGGCCGACGCUCGUAAUGCGAUUUGACGAGGAUGGAAAGUCCUUCAUACACUUGGGAAAAUGGACAUUUUAACACGAUUAAUUAGAUUCUGUGACAGUGGUGUGAGAUGACCAAAUGUGCACAGUUUAAACUCAGCCUCACUGGAUUUCAAAAGCAAAUGUACUGUGUAAUGGAUAAUGCCUGACAAGUUGUGCUUAUCGUAUAAGACCACAAUAAAGAGCUACUUCCACACAG